AUGGCCGGGAUCAUUAAGAAGCAGAUCCUGAAGCACCUGUCCCGGUUCACUAAGAAUCUUUCCCCAGACAAAAUCAAUUUGAGUACCCUGAAAGGGGAGGGUCAGCUGACCAACCUGGAGCUGGAUGAAGAGGUUCUACAGAAUGUGCUGGAGCUGCCUACCUGGUUAGCCAUCACUCGGGUCUACUGCAACAAGGCCUCCAUCCGGAUCCAGUGGACAAAGUUGAAGACGCACCCAAUUUGCUUGUGUCUCGAUAAGGUGGAGGUGGAGAUGAAGACAUGUGAGGAGCCACGGCCUCCCAAUGGACAGUCUCCCAUUGCUCUUGCUUCAGGACAGAGUGAGUAUGGCUUUGCUGAGAAGGUGGUGGAGGGGAUGUUCAUCAUCGUCAAUUCCAUCACCAUCAAGAUUCACUCGAAGGCCUUCCACGCUUCUUUUGAAUUGUGGCAGCUCCAGGGCUACAGUGUGAACCCCAGCUGGCAGCAGAGUGACCUGCGUCUCACCCGCAUCACUGACCCCCGCCGAGGAGAGGUUUUAACAUUUAAGGAAAUAACUUGGCAAACCCUUCGGAUUGAGGCAGAUGCUACAGACAAUGGUGAUCAGGACCUGGUCACCACCCCACUGAGGCUUAUUACCAACCAAGGCAGGAUCCAAAUAUCCCUCAAAAGAAGAACCAAAGAUUGCAAUGUCGUGGCCUCCAAGCUGAUGUUCCUGUUGGAUGACCUGCUCUGGGUGCUAACUGACUCGCAGCUCAAGGCAAUGAUGAAGUAUGCAGAGUCCCUGAGUGAGGCCAUGGAGAAGUCAGCCCAGCAGAGAAAGAGCCUGGCCCCUGAACCUGGACAGAUCACCCCACCUGCUCCCAGUGCCCAGCAGUCCUGGGCCCAGGCAUUUGGUGGCAGCCAGGGCAGCAGCAGCAAUAGCAGCAGCCGGCUCAGCCAGUACUUUGAGAGCUUUGAUGUGAAAGAGUCCUCCUACCAUCUGCUCAUCUCCCGCCUGGACCUGCACAUUUGUGAUGAUAGCCAGUCCCGAGAGCCAGGUGUCUCUGCAAACAGACUCAUGGAUGGUGCCAUGCAGCUUACCUUCCGCAAGAUGGCAUUUGACUAUUACCCCUUCCACUGGGCAGGCGACAGCUGCAGACACUGGGUACGGCACUGUGAGGCCAUGGAGACCCGAGACCAGUGGGCCCAGAAAUUGGUGAUGGAAUUUCAGAGUAAAAUGGAGAAGUGGCAUGAGGAGAUGGGUCUGAAAACUCCCUGGCACCUGGGGGUAGACUCUCCCUUCCAGAAAAAAGCAGAUUCUCUCUCCAGUACUCGAAAGAACUCCCUUGAGAGAAAUCCCUCUCAAGGAAGAAAGGCUGUCCUUCGGCCUCCAGCGUGGAAUCGCUUGCGCUCUAGCUGCCUGGUAGUACGGGUGGAUGACUUGGACAUCCACCAGGUUUCUACAGCUAAACAGCCCAGCAAGAAGCCAUCUGCACUCCUUUCCUGCAGUCGGAAACUACACAACCUUCCCGCGCAGGUCUCCGCCAUUCACAUUGAAUUCACAGAGUAUUAUUUCCCAGAUAAUCAGGAGCUUCCAGUUCCCUGUCCCAAUCUCUACAUUGAGUUAAAUGAUCUGACAUUUACUGUGGAUCCUGUCAGCUUGCUUUGGGGAAACCUCUUUUGCCUGGAUUUGUACCGCAGCUUGGAGCAGUUCAAAGCUAUCUACAAACUGGAAGAUGCCAGCCAGAACGAUGAGCACUUGGACAUCCGACUGGAUGCCUUCCGGUUGAAGGUAAGCUUCCCGCUGGAGAAGAGAGAGCAGGCUGGGCUGCAUCGGCCCCAGGCCCUAGUCUUCUCUGCAUCGGCCAUGACUGCCACCAAUACACGCCAUCCCCCACACUGCAGCUGUGCAGACCUCCACAGUCUCUUCCAGGGCUUUGCUGCUGCUGAGUUCUUUCAUUCCAAUUAUGUUCAGUUCCCCAAGGUCCCAGGUGGCUUCAGUCUCCUGCAUAUGCUUUUUGUGCAGCAUGCCUUCCAGAUGGAUUCCAGCCUCCCUCAUGCUAACACACUCCCUCCCCAGAGGCCUAAGGCCUCCCAGGAUCUCUGGUCCAUCCACUUCCCCCAGAUCUCCUUGGACUUUGAGGGAACCGAGAACUUCAAAGGCCGUGCCUUGAAUUUUGUGGCCCCCUUCCCCUUGUCCAUUUGGGCCUGCCUACCCCUGCGCUGGCAGCAAGCCCAAGCACAGAAGCUCCUUUUGGCAGCAGAAGGGACGCUAAAACCAUCGGCCAGCUUUGGCAGUCCUGUCCAGUCUGGGGCCCUGGCCCCUGACACUGUGUCCCAUCUUAGAUCAAAGACUGAACAUGAUUUGAAAAGCCUGUCCGGCCUUACCGAAGUCAUGGAGAUGAGAGAAGGCGGUGGUGAUGUGGACAUCAAAGAGCCUCUGACCGACCUGCAGGACACGGCAGAGGUUCACAUGCUUGUACACUCCCCUGAGCAUGUCCGAGUGAGGCUCGACCACUACCAGUACCUGGCUCUGCUCCGCCUGCAGGAGGUGCUCCAAGGUCUUCAGGAGCAGCUGAUUAAGGAUACAGAGGCCAUGACUGGGUCUGCCCUGCAGGACCAGACAGCUUGCAUUGGGGUCCUCUUCCCCAGCGCUGAGGUGGCUCUGCUCAUGCAUCCUGCCCCUGGUGCUGCCGAAGCUGACUCUGUGUGUUUAGAUACCACCAGCCUCAUAGACUCGGAGCUGUCUCCUUCAGAGGAUCGGGAGCUGAAGUCUGAUGCCUCCUCAGAUCAGGGCCCAGCAAGCCCUGGGAAGUUUCCGGAGGACGGUGGCAUUGAAAACCUGGAUGCAGCCCAGGAUAGGUCACUGCCUCUCCAUAGCGAUGGAGAGCUGCAGCACUCAGCUUCUCUUGAACAGCAGUUGGCAGGGAAGGGCCAUGAGGCAUUCGAUUCCCUACAGGCCAAGAGACUGAGCAGAGCCCAGGCAUCCAGCUCACCAGCUGCCCUGAAGCCCCCAGGUGUUAGGGACACUGCUAUGAAUGGACAGGGUGAGCUUUCACCCUUGAAGAACAUUGAGGGAGAAUUGUCAAGUGCUAUUCAUACCACCAAGGAUGCCACCAAGGAGGCUCUGCAUGCCACCAUGGACCUCACCAAGGAAGCUGUGUCUUUGACCAAGGAUGCCUUCAGCCUGAGCAGAGACCGAAUGAGCUCCACUGUGCACAAGAUGCUGUCCCUGCCCCCAGCCAAAGAGACCAUGGCCAAGAUAGAUGAGAAGGUGGCAGCCCCAGUAAGUGGAGGUGCUUCCCGAUUCCGAUUUUUUUCCAUGAAGAGGACAGUAUCUCAGCAGUCAUUUGAUGGUGUCUCGUUGGACAGCAGUGGCCUUGAAGACCGGAUUUCCGUAGACAGUGAUGGCAGUGAUAACUUCGUGAUGCUCAUGGAGUCUGAGUCUGGGUCAGAAUCUCUUCCACCAGGAUCUCUCCCAAGCGUCCUGGACUGCGCUGGUGUUCAAGGGAGCUCCGUCGUGGGAAGCUGUGGGCAGGGGUCACCGGACACCACCAGUUUGGCCCCACCCAGUGGGGAAGACCUCCACCCUCACCCGGUCUCGGUUCUGGUGCUGAAGGUGAACGAGGUCUCUUUGGGGAUUGAGGUACGUGGUGAGGACCUGGCUGUGGCCCUGCAGGCAGAGGAACUAAGCCUGCAGCACCUGGGCACCGUGGGGCUCUGGCCGUUCCUGCAUGGACAGUGCCCAGGUACAAGUUUUCAAGAAUCCUCAACCUCGAAGACUUGCCACAUCAGGCCAGCUGUGGGCCUACGCUUUGAGGUGGGGCCUGGUGCAGCUGUUCAUUCCCCCCUGGCCACAAAGAACGGCUUCCUGCAUUUAGUGCUUCAAGGCUGUGACCUUGAGCUGCUCACCUCUGUGCUCAAUGGCCUGGGGCCCUUCUUUGAGGAUGAGGUGAUUCCGGUGGUGGUUCCCAUGCAGAUUGAGCUCCUGACCUCCAGAAUCACCCUGAAGGAUGAUAUCCCCCCCAUCUACCCAACGUCCCCAGGCCCCGUGCCCGUCACUCUAGCCAUGGAGCAUGUGGUGCUGAAGCGGAGUGAUGACGGUGUGUUCCAUGUAGGCGCUGCUGCUCAGGACAGAUCACCAGCUGAAGUGCCGAACAGUGAAAAGAGACAGCUCCCAAAAGAACAGGUGAAAGAACUGUCUGCCCUACAAAAGGAACUUCUAGAAACUAAACAAGCAUUGGCCAAUGCCAACCAGGAAAAAGACAAACUUUUUCAGGAGCUUAGGAAAUAUAACCCCUUCUUUGAGCUCUGA
This is a messenger RNA of Pipistrellus nathusii (Nathusius's pipistrelle), 4290 nucleotides long. NCBI's taxonomy places the organism in Eukaryota, Metazoa, Chordata, Mammalia, Chiroptera, Vespertilionidae. The record is from the annotation of a GenBank genome assembly.